GCUCGCCUCUCGCGCGUCGCCGCCACUGUCCACGGAUGACGUCAGGCCGCUUGCACAGACACGGCAGGAACGCUACGCGAAUGUCGGAGUGGCAGUGGAUGAAUCGCGCGAUGAAUGGGUAGCGGGCGAAAGUCGAGGAGGGUGUUGGCCAAAUGGUGGUCACUGAGCCAGCCCUCCACCACAACCUGACACAAGCCGACCAGACGCAGCAACAGUAAACGAGACCUCUCCCCUCCCCAUUGCUCACCUUGCGAUGGAUGCGCCACAGCAGGCUUUUGAGUGCUGCCGCUCGUGAAGAUUUGGUCGACGUCGAACUGCAGGUAGUCAGGAGCGAUCAGCGCAUCCAGGAGCUUGUCCUUGGUCAGCGACUUGACGAUGUCCACCUCCUGCUGCAGCACCACCUUACCGAUGGACCGGCUGAUCUUCUCGAUGCACACUUGACGCUCCUGGCCCUCUUGAAACUCGCCAUCCAUGACCUGCGCAGACGACGCACCUCCCGCACAUGUCGCGUUUCUGUCAUCUCUGUCGUGUGUGGUGUGCCGUAUGAGAUCUGACCCUCCUUGACGACCAGCUGCGCAUCGCCCUCCCCAUCGCCAGCGAACCGCACACUCACUGACGGCUCCAUAACACUGCUGGGCCCGGCAGAGGGGACGAUGGCAGACACCGAAAUGCAAUGAAGGCACCACUCGACACCCACCAGACCGCUGCAGACUCGUCGCAGAUCCGCAGAACAGAACACUUUGUUAUCUCGUUGUGCAAGGCAAGAGGAGUCUAGAGAGGAGGCUCAGAUCAGCACACUGGGGUUCAUUGUUCUGCGCCCUUUCUG
Vitrella brassicaformis is the source of this 826-nucleotide messenger RNA. The record is from the annotation of a GenBank genome assembly. Lineage: Eukaryota; Vitrellaceae.